Messenger RNA from Manis javanica (Malayan pangolin), 1500 nucleotides. NCBI's taxonomy places the organism in Eukaryota, Metazoa, Chordata, Mammalia, Pholidota, Manidae. The record is from RefSeq and is a predicted model, not a curated record.
AUGAACAGGGGCUGUAUCGUGGACAGUCGGAUGGACAGUGUGAUCCCCAGCCCGCAAGUUCCCAUCUGCACCGUUUCAGACCCCCUGGUUCUGGGCCACGGGCCCCUCACUCAGCAGCCUUCCUCUGUGCUCUUGCCCGGAGUGCCUCGGGGGGCUGGCUCCCGUCCAGCUGCCAAGACUCAGCUGCCUGGUCCAGGACACCUGAGCUCCGUGCCCGCCCGGCACUCCGCACCAUCCUGCAGUGCCCCGGGCCCACCCCGCUGGGUCUGCUUUGCUGCGGCUGACUCCCCCGGGGAGGGGGCACUGGCCAGGUCUCGAGAAGUCACCCAGCCGACUGACAUGGCAUCUGAGUCCGUGGGAGGGAUGGUCAAUUUAUUUGCAACAGAUGACUUUUUUGCUCCUGCUGAAACCCUCAUAAAAAACGACAGCCUGAGAUUUAAAGAACAUGAAUAUACUGAGUUUGGGAAGUGGAUGGAUGGAUGGGAGACGAGAAGGAAGAGGAUUCCAGGCCAUGACUGGUGCAUCGUCAAGCUGGGAAUAAAAGGCAUCAUCCGGGGCUUCGACGUGGACGUUUCUUACUUCAGGGGAGGCUAUGCUCCUCGAGUGUCAAUUCAAGCAGCAAACUUGGAAGAAGACAAGCAACCAGAAAUUCCACAGAGAGGAGUCAGGACCGGAGCUGCCGCCACCCCUAAGGAGUUUGCAGCGAUUUCCGAGCUAAAGUCCAUCGACUGGAAUUACUUGGUUCCCAUGACAGAGCUUAAACCAGGAGUACCUGCUUCUGGCCACAAUUAUUUUCCUGUCAAUUCCCAGCAGACAUGGACUCACGUAAGACUCAACAUUUUCCCAGAUGGUAGAAUUGCACGUCUCAGAGUGUCCGUCCCAGGACAGAGAGACUGGACCACAACCGACCCCAGAGAACCCCUGGACCUAGUGACCGCUGCUUAUGGGGGUGCCUGUGUAGGGUUUAGCGAUGCACAUUUUGGGCACGCAAAUAAUGCUGCUGGGAUUGGUGAGGCAAAGUCUAGAGCAGAUGGUUGGGAACCUGCAAGGAGGCUGGACAGGCCACCAACAGUAGAGAAAGAUGAGAAUGGCCUUCUCCUUGUCCCGGGCUGUGAAUGGGCAGUUUUCUGACUGGCACAUCCUGGUAUAACUCAAAUUGAAGUCAAGACAAAAUAUUUUAAAGGCAAUUCCCCUGACAGCUGUAAGCUGGGUGGCUGCUUGCCGACUCAGGAGGAAGGAGACGCGAUCAGGCAGAAGGGGGACCUUCCUGGCCCUAAGUGGAAACCCCUUCCUCCAGUCACGAAGGUAUGCCCUCCCCCAGCGAUGGCCACCCUGCAGCCCCAGGACGUGGCCACUCACGUGGGGCUCACCAUCGUGCCCCACGGGGGCGUGAGCUGCCUCCUGCUCAGGGGCUUCCCCAGCCCCACCUGCCUCCUGCGCCCCCAGGGGAAGCCGAUGACGAGGUUCUCAGUUAAAGAGGGGUUCAGGGCCAACCUUUGA